Molecule: messenger RNA, 2784 nt
Organism: Haliotis rufescens (red abalone)
Lineage: Eukaryota; Metazoa; Mollusca; Gastropoda; Lepetellida; Haliotidae
Product: heterogeneous nuclear ribonucleoprotein R-like
Exons: 12
Coding region: 126-1982 (618 amino acids)
Cellular component (GO): ribonucleoprotein complex; nucleus
Molecular function (GO): mRNA binding
Source: RefSeq, a predicted model, not a curated record
CCCGACGACAUGUCACGUGACCUCUCCGCCAUUUAUCCUUUUUCUACCUUGGCCAACAAAACUCUACGAGUAAAUUUUGAAAGGUCUUACUGCGGUAGAGGAGUUUACUUAAAGCUCUGCGAGUAAUGACCACAAACGGUGAGGAGCAAAUGGACCAAAUGACAGAAGACAAAUUAUUAGCCGAAGACGAAAAAGACGACCAAAUGGAUUUUGAAAUUAACGGCAGAGCGGAGGACUUGCAAAAAUUAAUUGACUAUGGAAUUGACAGAAAAGUGUCCGAAGAAUUGGUCAAAAUUUAUUUAACAGGAAAACUCACCCCAUCUGAUCUAGAUGAACGCGCACUAGAUGCACUGAAAGAAUUCAAUGCCACUGAUGCAAUAGAGGUCUUGAAACAGUUUUGUGAAAGCAACUUAGAACAUGUGGGCAAUAAAAGUGCAUUUUUGUGUGGACAAAUGAAAACCUACCGUCAGAAGAGCAAACAAGGCGGUGCAGCAACACAAGCCAAGGGCCCAGAUGAAGCCAAGCUGAAAGAAAUUUUAGAUAGAACUGGCUAUUCCUUGGAUGUCACUACGGGUCAGAGAAAAUAUGGAGGACCUCCACCUAACGAGGACGAUGUACAGCCAGGUCCAGGUCAUGAGGUCUUUGUUGGCAAAAUUCCAAAAGAUCUGUUUGAAGAUGAACUUAUUCCAUUGUUCGAGAAGUGCGGGCGGAUCUGGGAUCUCCGACUAAUGAUGGAUCCCCUCACAGGCCUUAACAGGGGAUACUGCUUUGUCACAUUCUGUGACAAGGUGGGAGCGCAAGAAGGUGUCAAGCAGCUGGACAACUAUGAAAUCAGAAAGGGCAAGACAUUGAAAGUGAAUAUCUCAAUUGCCAACCUGAGGUUAUUUGUUGGAAACAUUCCCAAAAAUAAAACAAGGGACGAAAUCAGAGAAGAAUUUGGGAAAAGAACAGAGGGUCUCACAGAUGUCAUCGUGUACGGAUCAGCCGACAACCAGAAACUGAAAAAUAGAGGAUUCUCAUUCCUGGAAUACGACAGCCACAAGUCUGCUUCCACUGCCAAGAGGAAACUGGGAAGUGGCCGUGUCAAAGUCUGGGGUUGUGAUAUAAUUGUUGACUGGGCUGAUCCUCAAGAAGAGCCAGAUGAUGAGACUAUGUUGAAGGUUAAAGUGCUAUACGUUCGCAACUUGACUGCGGAUGUAACAGAAGAAAUACUUAAGGAAAAGUUUGAAACGUUCGGCAAAGUCGAACGAGUGAAGAAAAUCAAGGACUAUGGAUUUGUUCACUUUGAAGAUAGGGAUCAUGCAGUCAAAGCGAUGGAUACACUAAACAACACAAAGGUAGGGGGCAUGGACAUAGACAUUUCUUUGGCCAAACCUCCAUCAGAGAACAAGAAGAAAGAACAAAGGAAGAGGGACAAUGAACGAAGACAAUACAUGAGAGGCUUUAUGGGAUACGACGACUUCUGGGGCCCCCCCACCGGCGGGAGAAUGCCCCCACCAAGUGGGCCCCCGCGACGAGGUGGCUUCCGGCCACCACCGCCACAAGGAAGAUAUGGAGAUCCCUACUAUGAAGAUUAUGGUUGGUUUGACUACGAUGACUACUAUGGAGGCUAUGGUCCCCCAGUCCCCCGAGGCCGUGGGCGUGGCGGCCCCCCUCCCCCAAUGGCUAUCCGUGGGCGUGGGGCCCCGCCCCGAGGCCCUUCCCGAGGUGGGCCAGGGGUUCGGGGAGGCCCUGGGCGUGGCGCCCGUGGCCGAGGCGUGGUAGGCCCCAGGGGCAGAGGAAACGCCCAACCGAAGCAGCUGAGAGGGGGAAAGAGGAAAGCAGGGAUGGAGUUGCACGUGGGGCAAUCAAAGAGGAGGAAUCUGGAUAGCUGGGGUAACCAGCCAAUCCCUCAACAACCCCUAGAUCAGUCAGGAUAUGGUGGCUACGGUGGAAAUGACUCUCAGUGGUACCAGGAUUCAUACGGUCAAAAUUGGGGCUAAAGAGGUCGACCUGCCUUCAUCCUUUGUUCAAACUAAAACAAAAAUUGCUGAGCAAAAUUUGAAAUUUUUUACUUCUGGCUGUUUCCUCACGGAAUAUAUAUGUACAUAUUCAUCCUAACAUCCCCACAUUUGGAAAGAAGAUCGAGCCAAAAUUGGAGUUAUUUUGUGCAAGAAUUGGAACUUUCUCCACCUAUUUACCAGCUUGAUACAUGGAUACUUUUCAAAAUCGUACGGCCUUUCAAAAUCUUAAAGGUCUGGCAGCUGUUGUGAUUAACAAAAUUGCAUAAACAGUUACCCAUCGGACACACUUGAACAUCAAUCAUGAAUCACUUUAAGGUGAAGGAAUUCAAAUCAUGGAAUUUCCAAAUUGUACUGGAAGCUAUUUUACUCAUUUGCUGUAAUCAUUGUCCUUUUGUGCUGGAAGACUUUUGUUUCAUUAGUGCAUUUAUUUUAUCAUUCGCUGUAAGAAAUAAGCCAAAAUUAUGGCAAAUGUGUGUAUUCAUUUGGCUCACAACCAACUUGUCAUCAAGUUCAUUUCACAAACUUUGUAACUUUUCACAUUUAUCAUUGUGGUUUGUAGUGUCUUUUUCUUUUUGGCAUUUAACAGCAGCUACUUAUGUAAUCCAACAAAAAUUAGUUAAAUUGGCAAAUAAAGUCAUGGUUUUAUGUGUAGAUGUCGGAAUUUCAAAAUCUGUCAUUUUUUUCCCCCCUCUUCACACGUGAACAAAUUGUUCAUAGGAAGAAUGUUCACAAUGAAAUUUUGUAAUAAAAUUAGGUUUCAAAAUUUGAGACCUCAAAACUA